Molecule: messenger RNA, 839 nt
Organism: Eucalyptus grandis
Lineage: Eukaryota; Viridiplantae; Streptophyta; Magnoliopsida; Myrtales; Myrtaceae
Exons: 2
Coding region: 74-475 (133 amino acids)
Molecular function (GO): electron transfer activity
Source: RefSeq, a predicted model, not a curated record
ACCAAUCCAAUCCUAUUACCGUCUUUGAGCGCACUAGAGGGAGAGAACAAUCUUAAGAAUAAACAGUAACAAAAUGGCAGGACUGAAGUUUGCAGGACUCGUGUUGCUAGUGAUGGCCACAGCCAUGGCAAUUGCCGAGGCCAGGACUAUAGUCGUGGGUGGAUCUCAAAAUUGGCGCUACGGCUAUAACUACACGGAUUGGGCUCUCAAGAACAGUCCCUUCUUCAUCAAUGACAAACUUGUGUUCAAGUAUGGUCCGCCCCACAACGUGUACUUGCUGCCCAACCUCUUCAGUUACCUCAAGUGUGACUUCAAGGGUGCAACGUUGCUCGCUGGCCCGUCAAACGGUGCUGGAAACGGCUUCGAAGUCGUGCUGAACCAAUACAGGCUCUACUACUUUGCUUCUUCAAACGACAAAGACUGCUCCAACGGCUUGAUGAAGUUUUUCGCCAUGCCGCUGCCGCGUUGGCAGUGAUCGACCGCGAUUGAUCAUGGAAUUAGAACUGGGUGAUGAAACUGAUCGUGCUUUGUGCUUUUAUGGGCUUUGAAUAAAGAGCUACUUAUCUGGAGGAACCUAGGAGUUGGAGUAAAUAAAAAGGUUCCUCCGAAAUGAAGUUCCUUUGUUAUUGGAAGCAAGUUGUGUUUGUGGAUUGAAGAGAGUUCUCUUCAUUUUCUUUAUUUUAUUUUAUGUAAUAAUGUCUUCAUGACCUAAGUAGAUACAUUGGAUAUGAUUUUAGGGGUUAGUAGCAGUCAAUGUAACUUUAGAGCUCUAUCUUCCAACGAGCGUAACUAUAUGUCAUAUUAUAAUCUGGGUGAUAUAAUGUUUUCUUAUAAUAUUU